Messenger RNA from Striga hermonthica, 456 nucleotides. The record is from the annotation of a GenBank genome assembly. NCBI's taxonomy places the organism in Eukaryota, Viridiplantae, Streptophyta, Magnoliopsida, Lamiales, Orobanchaceae.
AUGGCAGACGUGCAGAGAAGAAGGGGUCCUCCGCCGCCGCCGCCGCCGGCGGGAAGGGGUCCGCCGCCUUCUCGCAUUGAGCCUGUCGACCGUGAGAAGACUUGCCCGUUGUUGCUUCGUGUUUUCACCAAGGUGGGAGGUCAUCAUACUGAUGAUGAUUUCGCGGUGAGGGGCAAGGAACCGAAAGAUGAGGUCCAAAUUUACACCUGGAUGGAUGCUACUUUACGUGAAUUAACUGAUCUGGUUAAAGAAGUAGCUCCAGAAGCAAGAAGAAGAGAUGCUGUUCUGUCUUUUGGUUUUGUUUAUCCCGAUAAACGUGGUCGGUUUGUGGUUAGGGAGGUGGGGAGAACAUUUUCUUACCCUAACGCGCGGCGACCUGAUAGUGGAAACAAAGCCUUGGGUGAUCUUAGUUUUCAGAUAGGUGAUUACUUGGAUGUGGCAAUCCUAAACCAAUAG